AUGGAGAAGCUCUGUAACGGUGGAAGGAUCAUUGGCCUCUCAACUCCAGGUGUAAGCUUUGCGGCAAGUCCAAGGUCAUUUUACUUUUUACCCGGUUGUGCCAAAGCUUCAGUGGAAUACAUGGCUCGUCACUACGCCAAAGAACUGGCACCGAAAAGAAUAACUGUGAACGUUGUUAUCUCGGGCAUAACGGACACAGACGCGUGGAUCGCAUCUCCCCCAAUAGACGCAGUGGAGCUGCCAAAGCUUAGGUGCCCCAUGAAGGAAGUUAUCCCCCCUUCUGACGUGGGCGCAGCUGUGGCUUUCCUGGUAUCGAAACAAGCGAGGUUUAUCACAGGGGCAUUCUUGCUUGUAGACUGUGCCUUGAUGUUUGUCUAG
Messenger RNA from Liolophura sinensis, 378 nucleotides. RefSeq lists its product as uncharacterized. Bases 1 to 378 code for a protein of 125 amino acids. The record is from RefSeq and is a predicted model, not a curated record. Lineage: Eukaryota; Metazoa; Mollusca; Polyplacophora; Chitonida; Chitonidae. The transcript has a single exon.